Synchiropus splendidus (mandarinfish) is the source of this 1151-nucleotide messenger RNA. RefSeq names its product N-acetylneuraminic acid phosphatase (gene nanp). NCBI's taxonomy places the organism in Eukaryota, Metazoa, Chordata, Actinopteri, Syngnathiformes, Callionymidae. The record is from RefSeq and is a predicted model, not a curated record. The coding region runs from base 15 to 746 and encodes 243 amino acids. Gene Ontology annotation, molecular function: hydrolase activity. The transcript is spliced from 2 exons.
CGUUGAGCGGAAACAUGGACGGUGGAACAGUGAAGGCGAUUUUGUUUGACUUCGACAACACUCUCAUUGAAACUAGUCGUGCGGGCGGAAUAGCGAUUCAAAAGGUCAGUGAACUGCUGAAGUCUGUGCUGCAGGUGGACGACAACACCGUCUCCAGCAUUUGUAGCAAGUUCAGGCAGAAACUUCUGCUGGAGUCAUUUGACUCUUCCGCUGGCAGAACCAUUGAUGAGGUCCGGGUGAACCACAUGGAAGAGAGCAUCAGAGAGAUGGUCGACGGCUCUUACCCUCCUUCUCUUGCAUCUGACUGCUACUUCAUGUGGAAAAGAAGCCGCUUGCAGGUGAUCUCUCUCACACCAGACAUCUGCUGUCUCCUGAAAGACCUGCGGAGCCGAUACAAGCUGCUGCUGCUCACCAACGGAGAAUCCCAGACGCAGAAGGAGAAAGUAAAGGCAGUGGGAUGCGAGGAGUACUUUGAUGCCAUCGUGGUGGGCGGAGACUACCCUGAGCAGAAGCCCUUCCCCUCCAUCUUCACCUUGUGUUUUGACCUCCUGCAGGUGGAAGCGCAGGACUGUGUGAUGGUUGGAGACUCUCUGGACACAGAUAUACAGGGAGGCUUUAAUGCCGGGUUGAGGGCUACAGUUUGGAUCAACAGCGGUGAGGGUCACGUGCCUGAGGGUUCAGCCAAACCUGACUUCACCAUCCCACAUGUGCUGGAGCUGCCGGGCAUCCUGGAGAAGCUGCGAUAAUCAGAAUGGUUUACAUGAGGCUGAAACUGGAACAUGAUGGUGUUGGAUCUACUGUAAUUACUGGUGCCUUUUGGGAACACUUAGUAUUUAUUAUUGUUUUGCACUUGGUCUUAAUUUUCUAUUCUUAUUGAGUGAGUUUUCUUUAUGAUUUUAAUCUGACCUGCCAUUUUAUAUGGGUGACAAGUGCAGGGUGAGUUACGUUUUAACACAGGUUCACCAUGACUUCACUGAACCUCACUACGUAUUGAUGAGUUUGCACUUUCAUGUUGAUACUUGACAUAACAAAAGCCGUGGUGACUUGAUGAAUGAUGUGUUGAAUUGAAGCGUGAUGCAGAGCAACUGAGACAUUGCUUAAAUGGGAAUAAAGAAAGAGUUAUGCUUGGAUUGAUUAAACACUUUCAUCAU